Notechis scutatus (mainland tiger snake) is the source of this 1551-nucleotide messenger RNA. Lineage: Eukaryota; Metazoa; Chordata; Lepidosauria; Squamata; Elapidae. The record is from RefSeq and is a predicted model, not a curated record.
CGGAGAGGCGGAGCUCGUACCGUCAAGGCCGGCUAUGGGAGAAGCUCCAAGAUGGCGGCAAUGUAAACAAGAUCCGGCGAUAACGGAGAUGAAUACAGUGGAUAGCAUGUUUUUUCUUGGAGAAAAUGGUCAUGAUGGAACCCAGGUACCAAGCCAAGUUGAGCUUUAAUGGUCUCAACCAACACAUUGAACCUCAUAAACUACAAGCAACCAAUGCAAUUUCUGCAAUAUUGAGAUGUGGAGUGGUCUGCUACCUCCUGGUGUUAAUGAAGCUGACGUUGCUGUAAGUUCAGAUGACGAAGAAACAGUGUCUCUUCCUGAGAGUAUGUUAAAUGAAAAGCAAGAAGAAAAGAAGUUCCUAGACAAACAGACUUGUGAUCAUGAGGAAAAAAAUAUGGCUGAAAACCAACUUCCUUCUGCAGAACAGGAAUGUCUGGCAUGCCUUCCUGGAGUUCCCUUAGAUAUGUGGAAUAAAUUUCAGAAUCUGAAAAAGAAAAACCUUGACAUGAAAAAUCAAGAAAAAUGUCAAAGAAAUAAACGACAAAAGAGAAAACAUUCCCCAAAAGGUAAAAUGAAAAGCAGUGAAGAAAUAACUGAAAGCCAAGAGUCUGUAAAAGAAAAACACUUCAAAGAGCUCACUCAAUAUUUUGGAAUCAAUGAUAGGUUUAAACCACUGGAAAGCAAGGAAACUACUCAAAAGUCUGGCCUUGAAAUCAGUAUAGAUAAAUGUGUAGCUGAAGGCAAUAUUGCCCAAGCUGAGGAAUUAAGUGAUAGCUUAGCUACUCGAGAGAUUCUGGGAAAUAACUUGAAACAUCUGAAAACCAACAUCAAUUAAAGAACUAGCAGCUGUGACUUCACAUUAUUGUGAGUAUUAACCCUCAGUAAGCACUACCUUGAGGUGGUUGUGGGGCAUUUGUAUUCUGAGGAAGAUGACAGCUAGAGAUUCAGCUAUAAUGUACAGGUCUCAUUAGAGGAGCCAAGCAAAUAAUGUCUCUCCCAUAAGCAAUAUGGUAAGAAGUAAUUUAUACCAGAAUAGUUGUCGAUUGGGUCAAUAAGGAUUCUGCUGGAUGUACCUGGAUAUCUGGGGACAAAUAAACUACAGGAUUCAGGACUGUUGGUUGUCGAACAAGGGCCAGCAGCUGUGGAUUACUGGAAGAAAAGUUGUAUACUCAUCAAAACUAUACAAAGAAUUAACACAAAGAAAUAGUGAUCUGUUAUUAACAUUUUCAAGAAGUACCAUCUGCCCACAAGCCAGAACUGGUGGGAUUAAUAGAAGUUAUAGAAAAUGAAGAAGCUCAAGUAUUCUGGGACUUUAGAAUUCAAACAGACUUGCCACAUAACACCCCAAACUCAAUUGUCAGUAAGAAAAAUAAAAAGUCCAUAAAUUGGACAUUGCAGUACCAAAUUAUACCAGAGUUGAAGACAGAAGUUAAAAUUAUGCCAAAAGAAAACAAAGAUAAUAGUAAUAGGUGCCUUGGGUACAAUCCCAAAAACUCUGGAGCACUACUUGAAUAUCAUUGGUAUUGACAAAAUCACCAUCAGCCCGUUGCC